AUGUACUAUACCAACAUGUCUGUGUCUUCUACCGAGGGUGCUGCUGCUGCAAGCACCUCACAGAUUCCUGCUUCCGAACGAAUGACCCUGUUUAGACCAAAGCCAUUGCUUUUGAAGUUGUUAAAGUCUGCUGGUGUGCAAAAAGAUGUUUAUACUGUGAAAGAGGUUAUAGUUUAUCUUGGCCAAUAUAUUACGGCUAAGCGAUUAUAUGAUGAGAAGCAACAACAUAUGGUGUAUUGUUCAAAUGAUCUGCUAGGAGAAGUGUUUGGUGAGCCAAGCUUCUCUGUGAAAGACUGCAGGAAAAUUUAUGCAAUGAUCUACACAAACUUGAUAGUAGUCAGUCAACAGGAACCAUUGGAUUCUGGUACAUCUAUGAGUGAAAAUAGAUCUGUGCAAGAGUUACAGGAAGAGGAAACUUUACCUUCACAUAUGAUUUCUAGACCAACUACCUCAUCUACAAGGAGAUCAAUUAGUGAGACAGGAGAAAGUUCAGGUGAAUUAUCCAGUGACAUACAAAGAAAGGGCCAUAGAUCAUCAACUUUGAGUAGCAUCAUUUACAACAGCCAAGAUGUUAAAGAGUCUCUUACAAUAUCAGUAAGAAAGAAAUUGAUGCUAAUAUUUGGUGCUAAGUAA
This is a messenger RNA of Chrysochloris asiatica (Cape golden mole), 633 nucleotides long. Its product is annotated as E3 ubiquitin-protein ligase Mdm2-like. The record is from RefSeq and is a predicted model, not a curated record. The coding region runs from base 1 to 633 and encodes 210 amino acids. Gene Ontology annotation, cellular component: nucleus. Gene Ontology annotation, molecular function: ubiquitin protein ligase activity. NCBI's taxonomy places the organism in Eukaryota, Metazoa, Chordata, Mammalia, Afrosoricida, Chrysochloridae. Gene Ontology annotation, biological process: regulation of cell cycle; negative regulation of apoptotic process. The transcript has 3 exons.